AUGGGAGCUGCUGGCCCGCUGGUCUGUGGCAGCAUGGACAUCCGCAACGACGUCUCCCAGCUCCAGAAGCUGGAGAACUGCUCCAUCAUCGAGGGCAACCUGCAGAUCCUGUUGAUGUUCACCACGGGCGCUGAGGACUUUCGGGGGCUCAGCUUCCCUCGCCUGCUCAUGAUCACCGAGUACCUGCUCCUUUUCCGCGUCUACGGGCUGGAGAGCCUGCGGGAUCUCUUCCCCAACCUCUCCGUCAUCCGUGGCACCAACCUCUUCUUCAGCUACGCCUUGGUCAUCUUCGAGAUGCCGCACCUGCGGGACGUGGGGCUGCACAGCCUGGGCCACGUCCUGCGCGGCUCGGUCCGCAUCGAGCGCAACCAGGAGCUUUGCCACCUCUCCACCAUCGACUGGGGGCUGCUGCUGCCCGACGCUGUGGACAACACCUACAUCGUCGGCAAUAAGUUGGCUGAAGAGUGCGCCGACGUCUGCCCGGGCAUCCUGGACGUGGAGAAGCCGUGUGCGCAGACCAGCGUCAACGGGCAGCUGGAUUAUCGCUGCUGGACAUCCAGCUACUGCCAGAAAGGUGGGUGCCGGGGGCCGGGCGAGUGCUGCCACGCCGAGUGUUUGGGGGGCUGCGGGCGACCCCGCGACAACCGAGCCUGCGUCGCCUGCCGCCACUUCCACUUCAACGGGCACUGCCUGCCCUCCUGCCCGCCCCGCACCUACGAGUACGAGGGCUGGCGCUGCGUCACCGCCGAGUACUGCGCCAGCCUCCGCAAGGUCUCCGACAACCCCCGCGAUGCCUCCAAGUUCGUCAUCCACCAGCGACAGUGCCUCUCCGAGUGUCCCUCGGGCUACACCAGGAAUGAGAGCAGCAUCUUCUGCCACAAAUGCGAGGGGCUGUGCCCCAAGGAGUGCAAGGUGGGCACCAAGACCAUCGAUUCGACGCGGGCGGCACAGGAGCUGGGGGGCUGCACCCUUGUCGAGGGCAACCUCAUCGUGAACAUCCGCCGGGGCUACAACCUGGCCUCGGAGCUGCAGAGCAGUCUGGGGCUCAUCGAGACCAUCACGGGCUUCCUGAAGAUCAAGCACUCCUUCGCCCUCGUCUCCUUGUCCUUCUUCAAGAACCUCAAGCUGAUCCGCGGCGACUCCAUGGUGGACGGGAAUUACACCCUGUACGUCCUGGACAACCAGAACCUGCAGCAGCUCUGGGACUGGAGCCACCACGUCCUCUCCAUCCCCGUGGGCAAGAUGUACUUCGCCUUCAACCCCAAGCUGUGCCUGGCCGAGAUCUACCGCAUGGAGGAGGUGACGGGCACCAAGGGGCGGCAGAACAAGGCGGAGAUCAACCCCCGCACCAACGGGGACCGGGCGUCCUGCAAGACCCAGACCCUGCGCUUCAUCUCCAACGUCACCGAGUCCGACCGCAUCUUCCUCAAGUGGGAGCGGUACCGGCCCCCCGAGUACCGGGACCUCCUCAGCUUCAUUGUCUACUACAAGGAGUCACCCUUCCAGAAUGUGUCAGAGUACGUGGGGCAGGACGCCUGCGGGGCGCAGAGCUGGAAUGUGCUGGACGUGGAGCUGCCGCUCAGCAGCGAGCAGGCGCCGGGGGUGGCCCUGCUCAACCUCCGCCCCUGGACCCAAUACGCCAUCUUCGUCCGCGCCAUCACCCUCAACUCACCCACCGCCGAGGAAGGACGGAACUACGGGGCGCAGAGCGAGGUGGUCUACAUCCGCACCAUGCCGGCGGCCCCAACGGUGCCUCGAGACGUCAUCUCCAUGUCCAACUCCUCCUCCCACAUCGUGGUGCGUUGGAAGCCGCCCACGCAGCGCAAUGGCAACAUCACCUACUACCUGGUGCUGUGGCAGCAGCUGGCCGAGGACAUGGAGCUCUACGUCAACGACUACUGCCACAAAGGUCUGAAGCUGCCCACCAGCAGCGCGGACACCCGCUUCGGGGAUGGGGAUGGCCCCGAGGUGGAGCAGGACGCGGAGGAGAGGUGCUGCCCCUGCCGCCCCGCCGACGGGCAGCUCCGUAUGGAGGGCGAAGCCGAGUCCUUCCAGAAGAAGUUUGAGAACUUCCUCCACAACUCCAUCAUCAUCCCCAGGCCACCCUGGAAGGUGACAUCCAUCAACAAGAACCCGCAGAGGACCCCGAAGAGGCGCAGGGACGUGGUGGCCGUCACGUCCCCGGCCAAUGCCUCCUCAGCGGAGCCGCCGGUCCCGAGCCGUGCCGGGGGCGAGCCCAAACCCGACUUCCAGAUCUUCGAGGACAAGGUGGUGCGCGACCGGGCAGUGCUGUCGCGGCUGCGGCACUUCACUGAGUACCGCAUCGACAUCCACGCCUGCAACCACGCCGCGCACACCGUGGGCUGCAGUGCCGCCACCUUCGUCUUCGCCAGGACCAUGCCUGAGUUGCAAGCUGACAACAUUCCCGGCAACGUCACGUGGGAGCCGGCCGGCAAGAACAGCGUCCUGCUGCGCUGGGAAGAGCCCAGGAACCCCAACGGGCUCAUCCUCAAGUAUGAGAUACAGUACAGCCGCGCCGAGGAGGAGUCCGGCAGCUUCUACGUCCUGCUCACCGUCACGCCCGUGGUCCUCAUGGUGCUCAUCUCCUGCCUCGCCGUCUUCGUCUUCUUCUACAAUAAGAAGAGGUAG
Molecule: messenger RNA, 2649 nt
Organism: Aptenodytes forsteri (emperor penguin)
Lineage: Eukaryota; Metazoa; Chordata; Aves; Sphenisciformes; Spheniscidae
Gene: INSRR
Product: insulin receptor related receptor
Molecular function (GO): protein binding
Source: RefSeq, a predicted model, not a curated record